AUGAUUCCCGAUUUUGCGGCUAUCAUUACAUCCAUCAGUACUACAGGCAUCGUUCAUGACACUCUGGUUUUUUGGGUAGAGGUCAAACCCUUGGAUGGUCAUGCUGCUGGCAACCCUGAUAGCGUAAAAUCAGUCAAGGAUAUUGCAGAUGCAAUAGCUGUUAACUCAAUCAUUCAGGUCAACAAGCAGGCACUGUUCUCCUUCCGCCACUUUGAAGGCAACAUCCAUUAUGCAUUCUUGAUGGUUGGAGCCUACUUCACAUUGUUGGAGUAUGAAAGGCCGGCGAACCUUACGCCAUAUGUGCGGCCUGCCGGUUCCCUUCCCACAUCACCACAGAAACGAGCGAGGAGUGACAUUCGAAAAAACAUUCACGAUGAUCUGGGAGACCCUGCCUCUAUCGAACCCGAAGUCUUGUAUUUCAACGAGCCUAUUUUCAUAGAUCGUGUAGCGGGCUUUAGCCCGUUGUAUCUGAGGGCACUAGAUGCCGUCGCCGAGGCAUCUGUGGGGCUUUUUCAGGACUUCAGGAGGCCUACCGUUUUCGGUGGCCCGCGCGCUAUCGCACAACCUCCAGGAGAAAGGUCAAUUGGGCAGGACAUGGUGCAUUCUAAGCUACUCGGGGAACAACAAAGAUAUGCCGAAACGCAGUCUCCUUUCACUCAGAAUCCUCCCAUGCUAUCAGUGGCAUCUACAGUAUCCGUCUUUGAACCUGGCGCGCCCAACUUUCCAACCGUACGAUCUCCGCCUAUGACGCGCUCUCGAGUACGUGCAGCAACAGAAGCCGCCCUACGAGCAACGAAAGAAGCAGAAAGACUCGCACAGUCCAAUCUAUCAGCGGACGCCGUCAUCGGGGCAGCACAGGAAGCAGGAAGACUUGCUCAGGCCGUUUUAGAAGCAGUCCAAGAAGAAGAGAAUGCUCAACAAGCAGAGUCCAAAAGGUCGCCCUUUUCGUCAUCGUCUCCUUGGACAGUUCUCUCUUCCCCGUUGGCUGCGGAGAGUUCCCCGAUAAAUUUACGGGGAUCUGCUCGAGCUCACGAGUAUGGAAGCUUGCUUGCACCGAUUGAUAUUCCUCUUGAUUACCGGGCCCCCUCGACCCAAACCAUGGGAGGCAUUCGCGACGAAGACGAGCCCAUGUCAUAUGCCGGAGCAUCUACCGAAUCCUUACUGUUUAAUCCCUCGACUCCAGCCAUUAUUGACGAAGAUGAGCCUAUGCCACUUGCCAGAGCAUCUACCCAUCCCUUAUUUUUCCCCUCGACUCCAUCCUCAAGUGGCGAUGUUAACGAAGGCGGAUCCACGUCGUCUGCUGGACUAACGUCUACAUCGAGGGGUCUGGCUGCUCCUCAUGUCGUCCUUGGGUCCCCCUUUGAUGCAAUACCGCGCCUCGCUCUUCCCAAAGAUCCUCCAGCCCUCAAGGGAAGUGGUAAGAAGAAGACUCGUAACUAA
Messenger RNA from Heterobasidion irregulare TC 32-1, 1440 nucleotides. RefSeq lists its product as uncharacterized. The transcript has 2 exons. Gene Ontology annotation, cellular component: membrane. The coding region runs from base 1 to 1440 and encodes 479 amino acids. NCBI's taxonomy places the organism in Eukaryota, Fungi, Basidiomycota, Agaricomycetes, Russulales, Bondarzewiaceae. Gene Ontology annotation, biological process: signal transduction. The record is from RefSeq and is a predicted model, not a curated record.